Molecule: messenger RNA, 459 nt
Organism: Rhipicephalus microplus (southern cattle tick)
Lineage: Eukaryota; Metazoa; Arthropoda; Arachnida; Ixodida; Ixodidae
Gene: Cep97
Product: centrosomal protein 97kDa
Molecular function (GO): protein binding
Source: RefSeq, a predicted model, not a curated record
AUGUCCAAUCGAGGACUCAAAAGACUCGAAAAAAGGGAUGGCGUCGGCAUCGAAAAGUUGUUCCUGGACCACAACGAGCUCUCCAAGUUGGAUAACAUCGACUGCUUUCUGGACGUCCAAAAACUCUCUGCCAGCCACAACCAGAUCACAAGGAUGUACUCAUUGGCCAGGUUAUCACAACUCUCAAGCAUCGAUCUGUCAAACAAUCUCAUUACCUGCAUUGAAGCGCUCAAGGAUCUUAAGUACCUGGUUUCCGUAAACCUCUCAAAUAACAGGAUAAAGAGCCUGCAAAGCAUCCAGUACUCCACAACCCUUGUGUACCUGGACCUGUCCGGGAAUCUUAUACCUUCACUGAUUGACCUCACAUCACUUACUCGGUUAAAAGGAAAUCAGAAGCGAGUCCAAGUCCUCGUGCUGGCUGUAACUAGCUUCAUUGGUGUUCUGGCAGCAACUGACUAA